Messenger RNA from Gadus morhua (Atlantic cod), 3593 nucleotides. RefSeq names its product collagen alpha-2(IX) chain-like. The coding region runs from base 1066 to 1557 and encodes 163 amino acids. The record is from RefSeq and is a predicted model, not a curated record. The transcript is spliced from 5 exons. NCBI's taxonomy places the organism in Eukaryota, Metazoa, Chordata, Actinopteri, Gadiformes, Gadidae.
CCUUUAUGCCCUAAGUGCCCCCCCCCCCCGCCCCCAGCAGUGUUGUUUCGUCCCCUCCAUCGCUCGCUGGCGGGCUGCUAGCCCACACAUGAGCGAGUUGUGUUGGGUCUGGGAAACUCACUUCUGAACACGCAAAAACAAAAUACGGAGGUGGAGGAUCAAGGGGAGGCCGAAGGGAUGCAGUUGUGUCUUCACAUACUACUCCAUACUAUGAUCUUCAAAACACACAAGUAAAAACUAAUGAAAAUAUCUCCAGAUGUCACCACUACCUCGGAUCAGACACUCAUCUCUUUGAAUUACAUUUUGCUUCAGAAGGUGGGAAGGUGGAAAUCCCCUUUAACAGAAGGUGUGAAGUCAACUGCUCUUUCAAAAGAUAGAAACCAUCAAAUAUAUAUCAGGUCAUUUACCGGUACGUUGUGUGGAGUAUGGUGUAAUUCUUGGUAACGGUCACACAUUUAUCAGCCCACAUUGCUCUCUUCAUUGCACAACACGUCUCCCCACUAUAGAUGCAUGAACUGGUAAUCCUUUGUUGCCCAAUAGGCCCAUGUCUCCUGGCCACACACACUGCACACACACAGACCACUUCCUAAUAGUUUAUGAUCCACUGCCUCUGACUCUGUCAGACAGCGUUGUUCAAUCGUCCAAUGUUGAGCCACACUUCAGAAGGAUGUAUAUCCGUUUAUUAUCCUUUCGCAAUGUCAGAAUGAGACAACAUUUCAUCCCAAAUCAAUAUUUAAUUCAAAUAAAAUGUUGGGGUACUUCUUAACUCACCAACCCAUAAGUAACCUAAAGAUAUUUGUUACCCUCAGCCAUUGUGCUGAGUAAGACGUGUGACUUCGAUGUUUCAGGAUCCUUCGUAUCAAAGGGUUGUUCUGUCCGUCUGUCCGUCAGAGGGGGGCUGCGGGGGUUCCUGGUGCCAGGGGGGCCGAGGGGAGGACGGGUGCAGACGGGCACCCAGGACACGAGGGCAUCCGGGGCGUCCCGGGGCAGGACGGGUCGCCAGGGCAACCAGGAGUCAACGGCUACCCGGGGACUCCAGGAAAGGGACCAUCAGAUGAGCAGUUAAUGAAGCUCUGCGCCAACGUGAUCCAAGCUCAGUUCUCUCAGCUCCUCCAGCUGGUCACUCCGUCCGGAGGUUGUCAGUGUGAAGGGUUGGCCGGACCCCCGGGAACGCCGGGGGCCCCCGGCCUGGAGGGGGGGCGCGGACCCCAAGGGCACCCGGGCCAGGACGGGCCCCGGGGCCACUCGGGGAUGCCAGGGCAUCGGGGCCCCCGAGGAUCUAAAGGCGGCGCUGGACCAAUCGGGAUGAAGGGCGCCAGAGGAGAGGGGAGUGUUGGACCGCCGGGAGAGAUGGGACCUGCAGGUGUCCAGGGGCCGCGGGGCCAGGACGGCGUGGGGUCCCGGGGGCCACCAGGGGAGGCCGGGAAGCCUGGAGGCCACGGCGUCCCCGGGAAGAGGGGCCCGCCGGGGGCCCAGGGGGGCUGCGACAUGGCCUCCUGCUACCAGGCCUUCAGCCAGCUGCGGCAGGAGCACUACGGCAAGGGGCCGUACCACUAGCGUGGUCCCCCCACCCCCCCCCCCUCAAACAAUUAACAUCUCCGCAAAGCCUUUGCCCUAAGAGGGGGUUACCAGAUCCUUAUGAGACACGCUGCUCAAGUCAAUCAAGUCCCUCUUAAUUGCAUCGCGGCGCUGUGUCAUAAGAUGUGGGGCCCUUUGAAGCCCACCUGGGUGGGCUUCAAAGGGCCCCACGUAUUAUGACAGUGCCCAUCGCUACAACCACCUGCAGGGCAAGGGAGAGCUCCCCAUGACCCCGGGGAAGAACAGAUGAGCUGUGUGUGUGGAGAGAAGCGCACCAGGGCAGGGCUUUAGCAGGUUCAGCAGCAGUCCGUCCUCAAGGUCAGUGGUUCCCAAACCACUCACCCCUGAAAUGAUUUAGGGCCAAAAAAAACCUUGUCUCAACCGACCUACACUCAGGACGUCCACACACACACACACACACACACACACACACACACACACACACACACGCACACAUUAUUGUGUCUCAUUGUGUCUUUUUGGUGGUCCUUGUUUUACCACCGAGCACAAUCCAGCGCUCGGUGUUCUUGACUCUGAUGAUGCAGAGAGAGACGCAAUAGGGAAGGACGGAGAUAUUCCUGUUGGAAGGGCUCAUUUCUUGAACCUUUAAACUCUUUGUGUCGUGCAUGUUGGUGCUAAGAUUCUUGAUACCUCACUGUUUUCUUCUGCUUUUUUGUCCUUUUUUUGGGCAUGAAUCUAUGAUUAGCUUAUAACUGUUAACGAGGUUACAAAUCUGGUGUGUGUGUGCGUGUGCGUGUGUGUGCUUGCGUGUGUGUGUGUGCGUGUGUGUGCAUGCGUGUGCGUGUGUGUGCGUGUGUGUGCGUGUGUGUGUGUGUGUGUGUGUACAUGCAUCAGAGCAGAUCAGAGAAGUGUCCACUCUUCAGCCUCUCCCCAUUAGUGUUGAAUCACCCCCAUGCUCUGCUAUUGCGUAACUCUCCGGGUUGGUCGUCACAAGCCGUGUUCAAGCCAAGGCCACUGCCAUUUAUUAUUGGGACACAAAUGAUGUUUGAAUUCAAAGAUCAAGGGUGCAUGUCCUCUCCUUUUUUAAACCCAAUGUUCAGCUUGUUAGAAUCUCUUUUGUGCUUGCAAAUCCAAUGCUGUGAUUUACCACAUAUCUGUUCAGUCAGAAUCAGAUAUUCCUCUUCCCUGGCAAUACCCCGUGAUCACGCAGAGGGCAACAUGCCCAAUCCAGGGCACCGUUUACCUCAGCCACCCCCAAGACAUCAGCAACCUGCAUGUUUGAAUUCAUCCAGCCGGCCCCCUCUACCUGCAGAUCCCCACUCCAUCCCAUCAUUUCCAGGGUAAAGGAACCCUAAGAUGCACUCAUUUCCCGUACCGAUGUGUCAUUAUUACCAACAUUGCUCUUUCAUCACGUGUGACGAAGAUAACAUCCUCUGGAACUCUUACACUGGAGAAGAGCGACCCAACUCAAGGGUGAACCUGGUAAAGACAGACACCUGUCUGUGUGUGACAUCCAACAUUACUUUAAUCCUUUACCCGUUCCACAGGUGUCACGGUGUGGACAUCCCCUCUCCAUGAGAUUGAAGGCAUUAUAUUAUCAUGAAUCGUCUGGAGCUGCUUUUGUUUUUAGUUUUUGGCUUUGCUUACAGUUGGUUUAACAACUGAUUGUUCCUCUGUUGGCUGUUUUACCCAUGAAGAAAUGUUUUAGGAAAUUUCAUAAACUUUAUUUAACGUAAUGAACGUAAUUAAAUCGUUUUGGGGAUUGAGUGAUAUAAUGUACCUCCAAGAUAUCAUUUGGCUUUUUCUUUUAAGUAUUAUACUUAUUUAUUUACAUUUCCAUCCCAUGUUUAGAUUUUGAAUCUUUUAAUGUACACUAAUGUAGAUUGAAUCUGGUAAUGUACACUUGAAGUAUUUGUGUACAUGUUUUGGUCAAUUUGUUAUAUUUUUUAUACUCUUUUCCCAUGAACAGUGAAGUAUUGCAGUUUGGCUGAACAAAGUACCACUGAUGCAUGAUCAAUGUGUCUUCUUCAAACAAUAAAAAUCUGUUCAUAUUC